AUGGUGGAUGACUGCCAUUGUGGUCGGUAUUGCCAGAAUCGGAGGUUUCAGUUAUGCCAAUACGCGCGUGUGGAUGUGAUAAAGACUGAGAAAAAAGGAUUUGGUUUACGAGCCCUAACCGAUUUACCAGCGAAUGCGUUUAUUAUGGAAUACAUUGGUGAGGUUAUCCCCAACAACGAAUUUGUUCGUCGCACUCGAUCCUAUGAAACAGAAGGAUUAGAGCAUUAUUAUUUUAUGACCCUCAAGACAGAUGAGAUCAUUGACGCCACUAAGAAGGGCUGUCUCGCUCGUUUCAUCAACCACUCCUGUAAACCAAACAGUGUGACGCAGAAAUGGGUUAUUGGAAAAAAGAUGCGAAUUGGUAUAUUCACCACCAAGUUUGUAAAAGCAGGAGAUGAGUUGACAUUCGAUUACAAGUUUGAGCGCUAUGGAGCAGUUGCGCAAAAAUGUUAUUGUGGCGAAUCAUGCUGUAAAGGUUACAUCGGAGGUGCGCUCGGCACAGCUGAUCAGGAAACUUUGGCAGGUCCAUGCAUGCAACCCUCUGACGACGAAGAUACUGACGGAGCAGGUGCUGUCACAAUAUCCCAAAAACGUUCUCUCAGAAAACGCUCAAAACCACCUCAACCACUCCAUGAUCCUGAUGAAGUCCAGAGCUUUGUCAAGAAAAUGCUCGACUCGGUUGGCAAACCACGUCUUGUCAAUCGUCUCCUACACCGCCUAGAACUCACUAACCCCGACAACUCAGUCGGAAGAGAGGUUCUCAAAAACUUUGUCAGACUUCACGGGCUCAAGAUGCUUAAAUUCUGGCUGGGUGAAUGGAAAGGAGACGAGGAGAUCGUAAAAAGUGUAUUGCGUGUUUUGGACAGUCUACCACUUGCCAAUAAGAAUGGACUUGAAGAUUGUAAAAUGUUUGAUGUCAUCC
This is a messenger RNA of Phycomyces blakesleeanus NRRL 1555(-), 922 nucleotides long. RefSeq lists its product as hypothetical. NCBI's taxonomy places the organism in Eukaryota, Fungi, Mucoromycota, Mucoromycetes, Mucorales, Phycomycetaceae. Gene Ontology annotation, molecular function: histone H3K36 methyltransferase activity; protein binding. The annotation marks the transcript as partial. The record is from RefSeq and is a predicted model, not a curated record. The transcript has 3 exons.